Rhea pennata is the source of this 1194-nucleotide messenger RNA. RefSeq names its product 3 beta-hydroxysteroid dehydrogenase type 7-like. Gene Ontology annotation, biological process: steroid biosynthetic process. Lineage: Eukaryota; Metazoa; Chordata; Aves; Rheiformes; Rheidae. Gene Ontology annotation, molecular function: 3-beta-hydroxy-Delta5-steroid dehydrogenase (NAD+) activity. The record is from RefSeq and is a predicted model, not a curated record.
AUGGAUGGUGCCUGAGUCAACCUGGCGACAGGAGGAUGCAGUUUUACUGGGGAGAAGAUUGUAGCGCUCUUGGCUCAACAAGACCGUAUUGAGGUCAGAGGUUUUGACUCUGUAGCAAGAGAAGAAGUAGAAAAAAAGUCACUACCUACCGCUCGUGUGACAGUGAUGAAAGGAGACAUCUGAGACUACAAUCUGCUCCUUGCUGCCAUGCGGGGAGUUCACGUGGUUAUUCACACAGCUGCUUUUGUGGACUACAGAAACACUGUACCUUUCUGGGAAACGAGAGCUGUCAACGUUGGGGAUACUGAGAAGAUGUUAAGGGCCUGCUUUGUCCUGAACAUCUUGUACGUUGUCUAUACAAGCUCCAUUGCCACAGUGGGACCCAACACUUCACAUGAGCCCAUGUUCAGAAAAAAUGGGGACACUGAUAUAGUGGGAGUGGAGCUGCCUUAUGGGAAGACAAAGGCCAGGGCAGAAAAACUGGUGGCUGAAGCCAAUGGAAGAAGGCUCAGCAACAGUUGCAAACUUGCAGUCUGCAUCAUCCGGGCAGUGUAUGGAGAGAAGAUAGCAUUUCUUAAAGAUUUGUAUGUACCGGCCAAAGCCGGGAACAGUGCACUGAACUACCUAGAGCCUGAAAACGUGGAGUGUAAUUGCACGUACGUGGAGAAUGUCGCAUGGAUGCACGUUCUUGCAGCAAGGAACUUGCAGCUGAAACCAGACCUACCUGCUGGACAAGUGUGUUGUUCCUAUGAUGGCACUCCAACAAGAAAAGGGUUUCUGAUCAGGCAUCAACUGUUGUCCUCUACGGACCCCUCAGUACGACUGGGCUCACAUCAUACCUCUUACUGCAAGAUGUGGUUAAUAAUACACUUCCACAGAAUAAUCAAGGUCAUCUACCCUUUCAGCAAGCCACAGUCUUUCCUAAACUUGUCUUUACUGGACGCAAUAGUCACCACCUUCUCCUAGGAGACGGACAAAGCCUCCAGGCAUUUUGGGUACAAAUCCCUCUUCAGCUGGGCAGAUAGCAAACAGAAGACUGCACGGUGGUUGAAAGCAACUACAGGAAACAUGAGAUCCCACCAGCUUCACGAAAAGGGGAACAGAGCAGCACAUUUUGGAGAAAGAGAGAGCUUAUCACACAAUUCAGUUUGGACUGAAUUUCACAAUUUACACAACUCCUGGGCAGGAAUUUAG